Molecule: messenger RNA, 2194 nt
Organism: Amphimedon queenslandica
Lineage: Eukaryota; Metazoa; Porifera; Demospongiae; Haplosclerida; Niphatidae
Product: solute carrier organic anion transporter family member 4A1-like
Exons: 7
Coding region: 14-2023 (669 amino acids)
Biological process (GO): transmembrane transport; sodium-independent organic anion transport
Cellular component (GO): basolateral plasma membrane
Molecular function (GO): protein binding
Source: RefSeq, a predicted model, not a curated record
GCCCUUAACAGAAAUGGAGCAAGAACUGGAAAAAGGGAGGGCUAGAGAGAGAACUCUCAAUGAAGACCUCGAUAAAGACGCUGCAAAGGCAAAUGUAUCUGAAACAAGGUCUGAAGAAGAAGAUGAGCUGCGUAAACCAUAUUACUUUGGCUGUGGGCCUUGCCAUCCCAAAUGGAUGCAGUACUUGUUCGCUAGGAAGGUUUUCUUUACAUUCAUCCUCUCAACUUUCUCCUUCCUACAGACUGGACUAGUUUCAGGUCUUCUAUCGACAGUCUUAUCUACACUUCAAGUCCGAUACAGUUUCAGUAGUGUUGCUGCAGGUGCUAUAUCCCCAGUAUAUGAUGCAACCGUACUCAUCGGGGUCAUAUUCAUUACUUACUUUGCUCAAAAUGUUCAUCGACCUCGCCUCCUAGGAUGCUGCUUGUUGCUGGAAGGUUUUGGGGCUCUGCUAUUUGCAAUGCCACAAUUCUUCUUUGGACGAUAUUCUGUUGGCGGAACCGAAGGUAUUUUAGAGGAAGAGUGUCUUGAUAGUCGAUUGAGCAACGAGGAUUGCAGUGACGUUAAUUCAGGAGCUUAUGCUAUGUUCCUACUGAGCAGUAUUGUGAUUGGAAUAGCAGCAACUCCAACCUACACGCUGGGAAUGGCCUACCUUGACGAGAUUGUCCAUCCUAAGUACGUAGCCCUUCACAUUGGUGUCUUUGCCAUGACUUUAGUAUGUGGCCCAUUGAUUGGCUAUGGACUGGGCAGUGCCUUCCUUGGUAUGUAUGUUGAUCCAUGGGUUGAGACUACACUAACACCUAGUGAUCCAGCAUGGGUUGGAGCCUGGUGGAUACCAUAUAUACUCUUUGCAUGCAUCAUGUGGUGUCUCUCAAUACCCUUCUUGAUGUUCCCACGCUAUUUGCCUGACAGUUACCUUGUGAAGCAGGAGAGGCUAAAGGAGAUGGCUAGGUCUUAUUCUGACACUAAUAAAGAUGAUAAAGGUCUUAGUAAAUCAGUGAAAAUGUUUCCCAUUCAACUGAAGAGACUUUUAUUUAAUCCGUCAUUUGCUUUUAUCACUGUCGGUUUUUCUAUUAUCUCGCUUUUUCUUCAAGGCGUUAUAACAUUUGCUCCACAGUUUUAUGAGGUUCAGUUCAAUCUCACAGCAGCUACAGCAGGGGUCAUAGUUGGAGCAAUUGCCAUACCAGGAGGAUUUUUUGGUACAUUGGCUGGAGCUAUAUUGGUCUAUGGCUGUAAAUUGCGUGGCAGAAUAAAUGCAUUCUUAGUAGCAAUUAUAACGCUAAUACUUGUUCCUCUUCUGUUGAUUUUCCUCCUCCAUUGCCCACAAGUGAAUGUAGUUGGCAUUAAUGAAGCUUAUCCUGAUGGGUCUCAGACUCUCAACGUUGAUCCCAAAAGUUGUGCCGGACUAUGCAACUGCACUUUGGCUGUUUUUGAUCCUGUUUGUGGCUCUGAUGACCUCAGUUACUUCUCCCCGUGUCUUGCUGGCUGUAGCAAGGAAACUUUAGGAGAUGGAACACUCUUUUUUACCAAUUGCACUUGCAUUGCUGAAUCCCUCUAUGGCAAUGCAACGUUUUUCUCCAACGCAACAGCUUCAGAUGGUUACUGCUCUGAUCAGUGUCUUAGCAUAAUCCUAACAGCACUCCUUGGUCUCAUAGUCAUUACUUUCCUUGCUCUAAGUGUCCAACUACCAUUCAUCCACUUCAUGCUAAGGUGUGUUGCUGAUGAUCAAAGAGCACUUGCAUUAGGUGUGCAGUCUGCUAUGUUCAGAGUUUUUGGCUCAAUCCCUGGCCCCAUUAUAUUUGGUGCUCUAUUUGAUGCUGCCUGCAUAUCAUGGCAGUAUGAGUGUGGUAGACGUGGUAGCUGUUGGAUUCACGAUAAAGACCAGCUGAGCUACAGUGCGAUUGGUUUGGGGAUACCCAUUAAUUUUAUUGCCAUAACUUGUUAUGUCAUUGCUGCUUUGACUUAUCCAAAGAAGAAAGACCAAGUGAAGGAGGGAGAGGACAAGACAAAUGUUGAGCUAUCUUAGUGUUGUUCUACGAGACUGCAUUUUAUUAGUUUAGUUCAGUAUAACAGUGUUACGUUAAUAAUAUUUAAUUAAUUAAUUUUUUUAUCUUUUUAAAUGUGGACUGCUAAGGGUCACAUUAGGCAUUAUUUGCUUUUUAUUCUAUUUUAAGUAUUUAUUAAUUUUUUGUGAUCU